AUGCAGCUAAAUUAAUAACCACCUCCAACUGGAUAUAAAGCUAAUGAGAUGUCAUUCUAAGGACUAUAGACUAAACCUAAAUUUGACACAAUUGUCUAAUAAUAUCGUUAAAAUAGCUUAGAGAAUUCACAAGAUAGAAGAUUUAAUCUGAAUCUGCAUUCUCAGGAAGGAAGUAUCAAGAAGAGUAGUGAUAAAGUAUCUCUAGUAAAUUAAGACUAUAAUUUCAUGAUUGGUUAACCCCCUACCCAAAUAGACAUCUCAUAAGCAAAUAUCUAACAAAUGGGUUAAAAACCCUCUCAUAAGAAAAUAAAUAUUAUUGGGUCAAAGGGUUUAAUGAUCCCUGCAGCUUUGAAAAAUCACUAGGAACAUCUUUAAUAGUAUUAAAGUAUCCCUGUCACUAGAACCAGAAAAGAACUGACAUCUUAAGCUUAAUAACACUAGCUGAAAAGCUUUUAAAGAUAGACUUAAGUAUUAAUGAAGAUGUAUGGAAGCAGUGCUAAUGCUAACAGAAAGUAUGUUAAAAGUGUAGAGAGGAAAAUUCCAUUAGAUUUAAAUAAUAGAAAUAUAUUACAAGCUUAAAAUUAGCCUUUAAAUUCCCAAAGUAACAGCAAGUUAUCAAACUCUUAUCAGAUGAACCCAUUGGUUACAGAUUAUGCAAGGAAAUCUUCAGGUGGGAAUCUAAAUAACAGUAUCUUAUCAGCAAUCAAUAUUUAUGACAGUAUUCAAAAUACUACGGGCUCAUCUGAAAAUUUGAGAUUCAAAUCUAAAAGGAAUUUCAAUCAAUCAAAUGCUUUGGACAAGUAUUAGCUCUAUACUUUAAACUUUAAUGACUAAUCUCUUAGAAAAUCCUCCUAAGGCAAAAAAAUAUCUCUUAAAAAUCUGAGAGAUAGAUACAACAAUGCUGUUAAUUAAGGUACUAACUCUAAGACUAUAAAACCUUUAGAGGAAUUAAGAAAUACAUUUAAUAUUGGCAGUUCCAAUAACACUAAGCAUGUAUUGAAUUAAAAUCUCCUUAUUUAAUAAAAUGAUGCAUACCAUGACUCAGAUUUUAACACUAGCAGUUUGAAUGAUUCAAGCAAGAAAAGAAUCACCCAGAAGUACUAAACAUUUCAAAAUCUAAGUCAUUCUACAAUAGGAAUGGGUGGUGGAGGUGGUUCAUCCAGAAGAAUUCAAGGGAGAUUCUACCCUGACUAUUUGCAAAGCUUAAAUUAGUAAUUAGAAAAUGAUAAAGCCUCAACUGAUACAGUCAUGUUUUUGAAGCAGCAAGAGUUGAUUAACAGCAGCUAGAAGUAAUUUGAAGAGGGAAAAUAAAAAUUGAUGGAGAAAGACUACAAAGAAGCGAUCAAAUAGUUUACUGGAAGUCUUAAACUAUACCCGGGAAAUAAAGAUUCGAAGUACUACAGAGCAAUAUGCUACCUUGAUACAGAUAACCCCAAAAAAUGCAUUGCUGAUCUUACAGAGAUUGUAAAUAUGGAUCAUAACUACAAUAAAACAGUCUAUAUAGUACUUUCGAUUGCUCAUAGAAGAGACAACGAUUUGUAAAAUGCCCUUAAAGCUGAAUUCAGAAAUUUCCAAAGUUAUAUUGGUCAAGCAGAUAGUUUGAAGGGUUUAGGAAACUUCAAGGCAGCUCUGUAAUCCUAUAACUAAGCAAUAGCGAUUGAUAUGAAUUGUCGAGAUUAGGGUUUAACCAAGAGAGGAAUCCUGCUUUACUAGCUUAAAAAUUAUGAUCAAUCAUUACAGGAUUUCAAUAUGCUUUUGGAAUAAGAUGAUAAGAAUGCAAGAGCACAUUUUUAUAAAGGGAAGAUUCUGAAAAACAAAGGCCAAGAAAAUGAAGGUGUCCUUCACUUUGAAUAGGCUAUAAAGAAUUGUAGCUUAGGCGAUGAUUAGCUUUCUGGCAACUCUCUGUUUGAGAUUAGUAAAAUAAGAAUAAAGUAAAAGGAUUUUUAUGAGGCAUUUCAUAACCUCUAAAGAGCAGUGCAUCAUGAUUUUAAAUCAAUUAAGUUUCUACAAUACAAGAUGUUCGUUGAGGGAGUUCUGUUCAUAAUGAAAAGAAAAGUCAAGAAAGGCAUAAAGCUGCUGUCAUCAUUAGUUGAGGGUUAGAUUACAUUUGAUGCUAAAGAAGGAAUGAACAGUAGCUCGCCAAUUCAAAUGAGCAAUAAUAACAAUAAAUCUCAACUUAAUGAUACCAUAACUAUGAAGUCAUCCAACUAAAACUAGUCAGAAAGUGAAUAAGCUUUGAAGCCCUCGAUCAUUUAUUUAAUUUACACUUACAGAUCCUAUGGGUAUAUUAUCACUAAAUAGUUAGAUAAAGCUCUUUCUGAUUUAAAUAAAGCAUCUAAAAUAAAGAAGCUAGAGUCAGCCUGUGUUUACAACAGAUAUAUUGCCUAAGCUUUGUUGAAAAUGGAGAAGAAGGAUCUGAAUGGUGUUCAAUAGAUACUAUUUCAGGCUGAACAGAAAUUCCAAAAUAACAAAGAUCCUUAUAAAUUCUAAGCUAUAAGUAUUAUUUAAGGUUGCAUCAGUGAAAUGGUCGAUAUUGAUAACCCAAAGUAAAAUCAUAUAUGUUAAUAUGUUUAUAAUUAGAAAGAAAAAGUCAAUGCUCGAUGCGAAGACGCUGCUAUUGACUUGGAUGAAGAGCCCUCUGCGAAACUUUAUUUGGCCAGAGGUAGAUGCCAUGCAUGUCUGAGCAUGUUUUAAGAAGCAAUUAAUGACCUUACAAAAGCUGUUGAAAUGGAUGAAGAACUUUCAGAUAAAAAUCCAAUGGUCCACAUCUAUGCAGGUAACCUCUUAAUGACAACAGGUUCAUAUGAUGAUGCAACAAAAGCAUUUACCAAUGCAGAUAGUGUUUAGAAAUCAGCUUUGGCAUUUUACUAGAGAUCUAGAUGCUUUAUCGCUUUGGCUAAUCUGGAUUAAGCCUUAAAAGAUUUGAACUUAGUAGUUGAGAGAAGCCCACAAGAUAAAAUAGCUUAUGUUGACAGAGAAUGUCUUUCUGCAUUGUAAAUUGCAAUAUAAGCAGCGCAGUCAAAUCAAGCCCCUCCUCAAGCUCUCCCUAGUCCUAUUGCUAAAAGCAGCUAUGAUGUAUCUGCUUUUGAAAAAGGAAUCGUCUCAUUCACUAAGUUAUUAAACACUCACUAUGAUAUAGAGUAUAACACCCAAACAACAACAAGCGCUAAUAGGAUGCAUUAGUAAAUAAUUCCAAACGUAAAGAGAAUUAAAAUUGAGAAAAUGAGAGCAUUAAGGAGAAAAAGAGCAAAGGAUGCUUAGAUUAACAAUUCAAUGAAAAGAACUAAGAAAAUUAAGUAGAGAUUUUUACUCGAAGACGCCUCUGAUCAUUAACUAUAGAUGCAGGCUUCCUAAAUUGAGCCAUUUAGUUACUACAAAGAAAAUAUAUUUGGGCAAGAGGAUUUUUACCUAUACCGUGGAGUAAUGCAUUUCUAUACUGGUGACUAUCAAAAAGCUAUUAAUGACUUUGAGUAAAGUAUUAGGAGUAAAAAAGAACUGAAGGAUAAGGAAAACGGCAGUAGCGAAGAAAAUGAAAAUUAAAGUUAGAGUAGUAACUAAACAGACCUUUCUGAUGUUGGUUUAUGCUCGCUUAACGUCCAUGAAGCUCAGUUCAACAUUUUGCUGUGCCUUAUUCUUAUGAAAAAUCACAAAACUGCUCUUGAAAAAGUUAAUUAGCUACUUUAAGAGUCACCUAAGAAAUAUAUGAAAAAUUUCUAUCUUAUCAGAGGAUUAUUAUAUUCAGCGCUUGGGAAUGCGAAUAAAAGCACUCUUGAUCUUGAUUUGUAUAAGAAGGGUGAUUAAUCAAACUACCUUGAAUUGCUGCAAAAUAAGUAAUCAAUAUCGGUAAACCCAUUUCCUAUUGGGAGCAGAGUAUGCUCUCUUUUUCCAGAAGUAAAAAUACAAAUAAUGACAUAGCUUCCUGGACAAAUUAAUCCCCAAAUAACUUUCUAUUCAAGACCUUCCUUUUCUUUUCCAUUUGUCAAGCCUCCUAAUAUGAUUCCUAAUGUUGAUGAAUGUGUAUUGACCUAGGAAUUUGAUAUGAAGCAUGUGCCUCCACCAAAACCAGAGGCUCCUUGGAUUAAGAGAUGCGAUUAUGGAAUUAAAUUUACUGAUGAAAUAUAGGUAGUAGAUGAAAGUACAGCUAUGCUCACUGAGACUGAAGAUGAGAGCAAGAUGGACAAUCAAGAUGAAAAAGAUAAUUAGGAAAACGGGGAUUCUUCUGAUUACAGCUAGUCACCAUUCAGAGAUUAAUAAAGAGCUUAAGCUUAAAACCAGUAACCAUAAGAACUUAAUGAACGAUACUAUCUAAGAAAUUACAUCAAAGAGCAUAGAGCUAAGAUACAUAAGGCAGUUUCAGGACAAAUAUUGAAAAAUGAAUUUAACUUUUUCAGAGAGAUGGAAGAGGAAGGCAUGAACAAGAUGGAUGAAGAAAUGAUGGAUCAAGAUAAUUCAGACGAAGAGGAUGAGUUUGCAGCUGAACAAGAACAAGAAAGACAGGACAUAUAAGAUUAAUUAAGAUAACACUUAUACGGGGAAGUUGAUGUCUCAAAUGACGAAACCAAAAAUAUCAUUGUUGACAAUGAAAUUGAUGAAGAUAUUAUUUUAUGA
This is a messenger RNA of Stylonychia lemnae, 4608 nucleotides long. NCBI's taxonomy places the organism in Eukaryota, Ciliophora, Spirotrichea, Sporadotrichida, Oxytrichidae. The record is from the annotation of a GenBank genome assembly.